AACCCGGGAGUGUUGGGUUUCCCCUCGGGAAUGGGGAGGUUUUCCAACAAUAGGUGGGGUUUUGUGGAGAAACGGCAUCUGGGGUUGAGUCACGUCCUAUUUAUUUUCCCUCUCCGCCCGCGGGCAGGUGUCUCCUCGGCCAUGCUCGAGGUGAGUGUGGGGACAAGCUCGGUCUUCUCCGUGGAGGGGCAGCAAGCGGUGCUGCCUGCCUGGUACCCCAGCCGAUCCCAGAAGCAGCCCUACGUCACCUGGAUGCUGGAUAAGGAAGAUGCUAAGCCCUUCCAGAUCUUGGCCUACCUGGAUGGGAAGGUGAAGGUGGAGGAGUCGGAGCUAAAGCCCCGUGUGGGGUUCCUGUACCCUGUCCUCACCCACAACAUCUCGGUGUUCAUCAACGCCACCCGGGAGCGCGACUCAGGCCAGUACCUGUGCACUGUCAACGUGGUGGAUGAUGUCACCAGCACAGGCAAGAACAUUGGCGUCAUCAACCUCACUGUACUGGUGCCACCGGCCACCCCUGCCUGCCAGCUGCACGGCAACCCCACCGUGGGGGCCAACGUCACCUUGAGCUGCUCCUCCGAGAAGGGGAAGCCCUCGCCCGUCUACCAGUGGCAGCGCACGGGCCCCACCCUGCAGGUCUUCUUCCCCCCUGCCCAGGACCAGACCAGGGGCACCCUCAAGUUGACCAACCUCUCCCUGGAGAUGUCGGGUCUCUACGUCUGCGUGGUGGAAAACCGCGCGGGUUCGGCUGAGUGCAGCAUCGUCCUGGAGGUGCACUCAACUAGCACCAAAGCCAUCAUCGCUGGUGCCGUGCUGGGCUCCUUGGGCGCCCUCGCCAUCGUGGUCUUCUUCACCCGGCGGGUCAUCGGCUACCGGAGGAAGAAACGGGACAGCCAGGAGGAGGCAGCCAACGAGAUCAAGGAAGACGCCGUGGCCCCCAAAACCCCCACGUGGGCGAGGAGCCCAGCUUCGGACACCAUCUCCAAAACCAGCACCUUGUCCUCCAUUGCUGGCACCCGGGAGAGACCCUACGGGGCCAAACCCCCCUCAGACACCGCCUCCAUCCUCACCGGCAGCUACCGGGGACCUCCCCCCCGGGCAGGGGGGCGCACCCCCCCCAAGCUCUCUCCCCCCACCGUUAACGGCACCCCCCAGCGCCAGUGUCACACGAGCCCUCUCCCACCCCGGGGCGGCGUCACACCCUACCCCAUGCAGUCGCGUGACAUCACAGCACACCCCGCAGUGCCCGGGCGCUGUCACCCCAGCGCAGUGUGA
Molecule: messenger RNA, 1272 nt
Organism: Calidris pugnax (ruff)
Lineage: Eukaryota; Metazoa; Chordata; Aves; Charadriiformes; Scolopacidae
Gene: ESAM
Product: endothelial cell adhesion molecule
Exons: 7
Coding region: 31-1272 (413 amino acids)
Biological process (GO): homophilic cell-cell adhesion
Cellular component (GO): plasma membrane; adherens junction
Molecular function (GO): cell-cell adhesion mediator activity
Source: RefSeq, a predicted model, not a curated record